AUGAUUGUCAUUGUCCUCACCCAACUUCGGGGAUCGCAUCCUGUGGGUGGUGGAGAGCGCUCGGCAAGAUUUAAUCUUCUAGGUCUAGCAAUUGCUGAUUUUUGUAUUUGCCUUUCAACCCUUCCUCUUACCUACUCCAAAAGAACCUACAAGAAGACCGACAUUAUGCUGUAUUAUACACUAUUCGGUCCAGGCCUUGUGUCCACCUUUCUCACCGUUAGUGCUUGGAUGGUAGUUCUAGUGUCCAUUCUCAGGUACCUGGCAGUUUGUUGGCCUCUGAAGUCCCGCUUUUACCUUCGCUGCAGGAGUGUCAUCUGUGCCAUUAUAUCCAUCUACUUGGCUGCAUUUAUCUUCAAUUUUCCCCUUUUUCUUCAAUAUGAUUACGAAGAAGUUGUCCUCUUCGAGCAUGAGACCUCAAUCAUGAAGGACGUUAAGUUUGUGCAUAUUGUUGACCGGAUUUAUCCACAUUCCGACUUACUGAAAGACAUCUACAAUAUUGCACAUAUCAUCUGCACCAAUGUUGGACCUUUUGUAGCCGUUCUGGUGACAAAUAUCUCUGUGAUAGUCGCUUGCAAAAGGAGUGAAGUAAUCUGCGAGAAUUUCGAGAAUGCGGAACAAAUGAAGUUAACUAAACCGCCGACUAGUUCCUCUGUGAGCACACCUAACAAUCGACAUGGAGAGUCUUCACACUUACAAAUCGUCCUCAAUGCUCAACCACCAUCUUCAGCCUCUCAACAACGAAUUGUUCCACGCUGUCACAAUCUUAGACCUCGAGCCCUCCACAGAGUUACACCCCUGUUACUGGCUGUAAUUUUUGCAUUUCUGCUCUUAUCUACACCCUUCGGAAUCGUUCAAUUUGUUUGUCUCAAAAUGAUUGACAAAAUUGGUCACAGAAUAAGUGAAAAUAAUCAACUACUCCAGCAAUACUUUAUUUUAAACCGCCUCCUUGAGUGGACAAACUUUCUGCAAGUUUUUGGCUGUGCAGUGAAUUUUUUCCUUUACUUCAUGGUCUCACAAACCUUCCGACGCACCACUAGACGCACAUUUCGACGAAUUCUUCAGCGUUUUCGAAGACGCAGAGGUCUGAGCCAUUUGUGUGCCUAUAUUUUUUCUGUGUGCUGUUGCGAAGAGCGACGAUCAUGUAAGAAUGAGGCUUAUAUUGUGCGCGUCUACUCCCCGAUCGAGUGCAGAAAUCAUCAAAGGCACAAACGACCGACAGAACCUUCACCUUUAUACCAUGAAAGGAAUCUUUUAUCACCCCAUCUAGACCUGCAACAGCAGAUUCGUCCCAAACCCGAGUCCUCCGAUUCAGCUAAUUGUGCAUCCAAGGGAGCAGAACAAAUUGAGCUGCAACUACAGGGGGGUUCGAAAUGA
Molecule: messenger RNA, 1374 nt
Organism: Hydatigera taeniaeformis
Lineage: Eukaryota; Metazoa; Platyhelminthes; Cestoda; Cyclophyllidea; Taeniidae
Source: the annotation of a GenBank genome assembly